Lobosporangium transversale is the source of this 1043-nucleotide messenger RNA. RefSeq names its product inhibitor of growth proteins N-terminal histone-binding-domain-containing protein. NCBI's taxonomy places the organism in Eukaryota, Fungi, Mortierellomycota, Mortierellomycetes, Mortierellales, Mortierellaceae. Gene Ontology annotation, biological process: regulation of DNA-templated transcription. Bases 29 to 895 code for a protein of 288 amino acids. The record is from RefSeq and is a predicted model, not a curated record. The transcript is spliced from 8 exons.
AAAAAAAAAAAAACAAAAAGAAAUACAAAUGAAGGCCUCGUCAGCGUCAACUGGCACUAGGACGGAAGCUCUUGCUUACCUCGAUGACUAUCUUGAUACUGUUGAGUCUCUUCCGCUAGAACUUCAACGCCAGUUUACAUUGAUGCAGGAUUUGGAUGCCAAAGCACAAUCGAUUAUGGCACAAGUUAGUGCGAAGGCAGCGGAAUUCAUUGAUAACGUUCAGGCAUGCACCCCACAAGAAAGAAUUCAAUUACUCAAAUCGUUAAACGAGAUGCUAGUUGAGAGCCUCAGGCAAGGCGAGGAGAAAGUCGCAUUGGCAACAGCAGCCUAUGAUGUUGUUGAUCGGCAUGUUAGACGUCUGGAUGAUGACUUACAGAAGUAUGAAGAUGAGCAGAUGAUUGGACCGGGACGCCUUGGCAAUACAAACUCUAUAACAGCUGGAGCAUCAACAGCAGAUCGUAAGGAUGAAUCGGCAAGUGCUGUAGUAGCAUCGACGGCCACAUCUAAUAAAAAGGGAGGAUCCUCGGCUGCACAAGAUACACCACCAUCAAAGAGGAAAAAGCAGGCCCAUAAUACUAAUAAUAGCAAUAACAAUGCAGCAACACCGGCACCAACAACGUCAGAGAAACGUAAAGGAGGAGCAGUAACAACGUCGAGUGGAUCCAAAGGAGCUAAGAAGACGACAUCAUUCACGUCGGAACUGCCGAUCGAUCCGAAUGAGCCUCUCUACUGCUAUUGUCAACAAGUUUCAUAUGGCGAAAUGGUCGCCUGUGACAAUGGAGAUUGCGAAAUCGAGUGGUUCCAUCUUUCUUGUGCAGGCCUUAAAGCGCCACCAAAAGGCAAAUGGUAUUGUAAGGACUGUUCACAGAAGUCAAAAAAGCCACAGAAGAAGUAAUCCGAGCUACGGUUGUGUUCUUGGCUGUAAGAGCACUCCAAUCCCAAUGUGUCUUUAUCUAUUGAUUGCCCGCUUUCAAAAAAAGGCAUAAUCUUUUUUUGUCUCCCUUUUUGGCGCUUUUGCCUAAUAAAGACAUGUAUAUUUUUUC